AUGGCAGACAUCACCCUCCUUAAUGGAGAUGUCAUCAAGAAGGGAACCAGGAUCGUCUGCGACACCACACACAUGUGGAGUUCCGAAUUUCACGAGAAUGGAGAUAAGUUCGAUGGGUAUCGGUAUCUUCGCAUGAGAGAAGCGUCUGAGCAAGACAAGAACGCGCAUCCGCAUCUUGUCAGCCCCAGCGUUGAUCACUUGGGAUUCGGUUACGGCAAUCACGCUUGCCCUGGGCGUUUUUUUGCCGCCAACGAGCUCAAGAUUGCUCUUUGCCACAUGCUUCUGAAGUAUGAUUGGAAGCUUGCUGAUGGUGUUGUUCCCAAGGCAUCUGCCUUUGGCAUGAUGCAAACAGCUGAUUCGCAAGCCAAGUUGCUUAUUCGGCGACGCACCGAGGAAUUGGAUAUUGAUGCAGCUGAGCAUUAG
Molecule: messenger RNA, 423 nt
Organism: Fusarium poae
Lineage: Eukaryota; Fungi; Ascomycota; Sordariomycetes; Hypocreales; Nectriaceae
Exons: 1
Coding region: 1-423 (140 amino acids)
Molecular function (GO): monooxygenase activity; iron ion binding; heme binding
Source: RefSeq, a predicted model, not a curated record